AAAAAGGCCUGACAUUGAGAAUAUAGAAUAGAGUAGAUGAGGAUAAUAUGAAUUGGAGAGGUUGGCUUGGCUGAGUUUGUGCUAAAGCAGAACAUUACCAACCAGUAUGUUUUGCAUUCACUCGGGAAACUGAAAAAUGUGGGCAUAUAUUCAUGUUCUUCAUGAGCUCUUCAACUGUUUUAUGCGACAGCUUAAUCUUUUUUAAUCAGAAACUGCUUUUGAACUCUUUCGUCUCGCAUGGUUCAUCCAACUUUGUGAUUCAGUUGGGCAGCAAAACGAGGCGGCUUAAUGGAUUCAUUUCAAAAGCGGAAAAGCAUAGUGGGCAUUCAAGGAAGAGCAGUUGGUGGCAGAAAUUCUUUUUCGAAGAUGAUGGGAAUUGGCUUGGUCUGAGGGACGAGGAUAUGGUGGAUACUGAGGCUGAGGUCGUGGCUGCUGGCGAGGCUGAGAGCACACAAGAGUUAUCAGAGGGCGAGAAGUUUGAGGCAUGGAAGCAAAGAGCUGAAGCAAUUGUGGAGUUAAGAGAGGCCCAAGAAGAUAGGAAGAACCAAGAGUAUAGGAAAUGGGAAGACUGGCUUUUGGAUGGGGACGGGAUUAGUCGGGAGGGUAACACUUCCUCUUCGGAUUGGGAGCAGGGCAUGAAGGAUUAUAGGGAUAAUGUGCGAGAUGAUUCCGGUGAUCUUCCCGCCGACAAGGGGUUGGUAGAGUCCGCUAGGUAUUUGAUUUUUGGAGGAGAAGAUGAGGACAUGCUUUAUGAAGAUCGUGUUUUCCAGUAUGCCUCAUCAAAUUCGGCAAAAUUUUUGGCAGUGUUGAUUAUUGUACCUUGGGCAAUGGAUUUUCUGGUUCAUGACUACAUACUUAUGCCAUUUUUAGACAGAUAUGUGAAGACUGUACCACUUGCAGCACAAAUGCUUGAUGUAAGAAGAUAUCAAAAACUUGAAAUAGUUGAAGAACUAAAAACUGAGAGGGGACGGUUUGAGCUUGAGGUCGAGAUUGGUAAAUCUCCACCUCUUUCUGAUGAUGAGGUUUGGUGGGAAUUAAGACAUAAAGCAUUAGAGUUGAGGGAAGAGCGGAGACAGGAAAAUCGCAGAGCAUUUGCCAACAUAUGGUCAGAUACAGUUUACGGGAUCUCUUUAUUUAUUCUUUUAUACUUCAAUAAGAGUAAAGUAGCCUUGCUCAAAUUUACAGGUUAUAAAAUUAUCAAUAAUAUUUCAGACACCGGGAAGGCUUUUCUAAUUAUACUGAUCACAGAUAUAUUCUUAGGGUAUCAUUCUGAAUCUGGUUGGCAAACUUUGCUAGAGAUAAUUGUUGAGCACUAUGGGCUUGAAGUUGAUCAGUCAACUAUAACUAUUUUUGUCUGCCUGGUCCCAGUUGUCAUGGAUGCAUGCGUGAAACUUUGGCUGUUUAAAUUCCUCCCACGUUUGUCUCCAAGGGUGACAAAUAUAUUUCAGGAAAUGAAACGACACUAGUCUGGGUACUGCUUCAAGGGCGCCUUUUGUUUGAAAGUGGUCUGUUUUUUUAAAAGAAAGAAGUCUAUGCUGAUUGGCUUUCUUUCAAUUAUAUGGUAGACGACAGCAGUUGAAGGAGUUUCAUUGCGGCCAGCAAAAUCAUCCCUUAAAUCCGCCAACAAAUAAAUACAAGCCUUAAAUAUCAUUUUGAUUUUGAAAUUCAACUCUUAUUUGGUUAGAUCCUGGAAUUGGUUUGUUUGAGAUGGAUCUUUAAAAGUAAAUUGGUGUUUCAAAGUUGAAAACGUGAUGAAAUAUAUUUCUGAUGAGGUUGCCUAGCGUACAUUCGGAUGCUUUGAGAGUGGGGACGAUUUUCAUGGGCACCAAGAAUUUCUUCAUCUUCUAAUGGAUGAAAAUGAACCAUGUGAUUGAUUAAUGGGUAAGAAGUUCCAUAUGAAAUGUAUUUGUAUAUGGAAUGACAGGAAUAAAAGAUCAACUUGGCUAAUGGUCAAAUUGAAAUCCAAGUCAUUUUUAUGUGAAGCAUAGAGGUUGAUUUCAUUAUCAUUAAAUGAUAAUUUAUUGAUUUUUUAUUUAUA
This is a messenger RNA of Vigna angularis (adzuki bean), 2038 nucleotides long. RefSeq names its product chloroplast envelope membrane protein. Lineage: Eukaryota; Viridiplantae; Streptophyta; Magnoliopsida; Fabales; Fabaceae. The coding region runs from base 153 to 1466 and encodes 437 amino acids. Gene Ontology annotation, cellular component: membrane. The record is from RefSeq and is a predicted model, not a curated record. The transcript has 8 exons.